CGUUUCGGCUCGAAGCGGUAAUUUCCGCAAAGAGAAGAUAUGAUGAUCAAUCAGAUGCAUCAGAUGGGAAGUCAUGGUUGAGGGUUGACGAUGACGUCGAAGUUGGUGAACACCAUUAUCGACAUCAACACGAAGCAUACAAUCAGGUUGCGAUGACUUUUAGCAUGCGUGAACAAGCAACAUAACAACCACCGGUUACCGCAUCAAGCGUGUUCGAAGGAAGUGCAACGUCAAAGUCUUAAGACCCAGGGAGAUCUGAUCUCGAUCAUAUAAUCCAGAAAACAAUCUACCUCACGCGGUUUCGGGUCCACUUAUUGUGAAAACGACAACACGUCAACAACCCCCGGAUGUUCAGCUUCAAACGAAACCCAACCCCUUCCUCUUCCCCCUCCAAACGUCCAACUCUCUUACCGCCUCGCCCAUCUUUCGCCCACUCUGAAUCCAGGGCAGGGUCUCCUACCGGGUCUCAUCGGGAUUCUUUCUCGAGCUCGGGAGCUAGAUCUCCUUUGGCCUCUCCGGCUCUCUCGCUAUCCAACCGAGAUCGAGAUGGAUACUUCAAUCUUCCUCUUCCUCCGACAUUUCCUGGAGAACCUGUAAGAGAAUGGUCGGAGGAAGAACAACAAGCUCUUCGGCUCAGCGUCGUCGAGGAUAUCAAACGGGCGGACGAUAUCCUUCGGCUACUCAAGGUGCAGAAAGAACUGUCUUCCCAGCUAGCUGGGGUCCAGAAGGAAUUAGGCGGGGCCUUGAGGAAGUUGGGAGGUGGAGAAGGGUUGCCGGCUGCCGUCCCCCUCGCCUUGACACCCUGCUCGACGACAUCAUCUGAACUAUCCGCCGUCUUGCAAAAAUCUAUGAAGACCAGUUCCAAAGAGCUAGAUCGUAUGGAGACUGUGCUUUAUAAACAUAGCAAGGCUGUCAAGAGAGAAUAUAACGCUCUAGACGAGGUCAUCCUCAUCAAUGACAAGCGUAUGGCAGCUGCCGAGAAACCUCUGCAAAACGACUCGUCCUCUUCUUCCCGCUCUGGACAGGCAAAGGGAGGGAUCGGGAUGGCUCAUGAGAGGUAUCUGAGGGUGAUCAGCGGGUUAUGCGACGAUUCUGCUCAGAAGAAACGAUCCACUGCGGAAUCGAUCGCUUCUCAACAUGUACUCGCGAUCUCCCGCCUUUCCGCCUCCAUCUGUCAGUCGUACCAAAACCUUUUUGAUGCCACCGCCGAGAGCAUGAGGGUGGGAGCGAGCAAGGUUGGAGAGAUUCGAUAUGCGGGGAUCCUGGUCGGAGAGAAUUGGAAUGACGAUGUUCCCGGUCAAGGAGGUCAGGAGGAGGUAGAAGCGGGAGAAGAGACGGUUAGGUGGAGACGUUCUGAAGGUCAGAAUGGAGCUGGACAGGGUGGGCUAGUGGGACAAAAAGGAGAUGGCCAGAGGAAUGUCUCUGAUCGACCUAGACCUCAGGGUAAACGGUCUAUGCCAGUCCCGCCUUCUUAUACAAACCCCAGCCGAACGACGAGUUACCCGUCGACGAUUGCCACCACCUCGCAAUUAUCGUCAACCACCUCAGCCUCGCUUUCCCCGCUUACUCCGACCGAUCAAGAUAGGUCGCCCGUCGAUUUUGCCGCUAGGUCACAUUCGAUCCUCUCUCCCACAACGCAGACAUCAUUUGGGGUACUUCGUCAAACAGGACCGGGGCAAGGGCCUUCGAGAGACGAGCCGGUUCGGGACGAAAGAAAGGGGCAUCGACCGACUUCGAGCGUUUCUGAUCGGAUGAAGCAGUUCGAGAAUGGGACGAUCGGGUCGCAUGCCAGUCAGGCGUCCAGCGCAUCGUCGAACCGUUCUGGAAUGUCUAGACCUCCUAAUACCCGGCCGUACAGCUUACCAGCAGUCGCCCCUCUACGCUUGCCCGCACGGGAACCACCGCCGCCAACAACGGAUUAUCGGUCCAAGGAACGAGAAGUUCCGAGAGAUUACUCGCGAUUGCCCGUGCCGGCUGCGGCAUCGCCGACGGUCUCUUCUGGUAAGAUGUCCUCUGACGGAGGUGGUGAGAAGGUCAGAAGGUUGAGCGGGUUGUUCGAGCGCAAGAAUGACGCCAGCGGCAGCAACGGCAUUCAUGUGCAACGCGUCUCGCCGAGUCCGCAUUCGAGGCACGGAACCGGCUGCAUGUGUCCAAACUGUCACGUCGUCAAUACUGCCAAAGCCUCGACGAUCCGUCCCGUAAUGCCGCAUUCUCCGUCGUUGAGACCAGGACUGCCAGCCUCUCGCCAGUCUACCAGCUCGAUCCACUCCUUUUCCGACGUAGAAGUGAGACAACCGAGUCCGAAACGCCUCAGUCAGAAGAUCGACCGGGAGCUUGCAGCUUUGAUGAGUGUCGAGGCGGCUCGAGGAGGCUGACGGAUUGGUGAUUGAUAGUCGCUUCGCUUCGAUUUUGUUUUGUUUGGAUAGGUUCCAGGAGGAUGCCCAAGUUGUAUCGUUGAUCUAUGCUUAUAAUAUGCAUGCGUCAGUUUGGCUUGAGCAUUGUUUUCCGGCUCUUUUAAAGUUGUUCCGCCAAUCUCGCAAGAUUGGAAGACCACGGCACUGCGACCGGCCGAAUGCUGUCCUGAU
Molecule: messenger RNA, 2585 nt
Organism: Filobasidium floriforme
Lineage: Eukaryota; Fungi; Basidiomycota; Tremellomycetes; Filobasidiales; Filobasidiaceae
Exons: 8
Coding region: 348-2375 (675 amino acids)
Source: RefSeq, a predicted model, not a curated record